AUGGAUUACGCUUCAAUUCCUCCUUGUUCCCAACAGCCAACUCCCGCGGCUGGUACAUCAUCAGCAUCAUCUUCUGUUCUCAGUGCGGCUGCCCAGUUCGACGCUACUACCCUCUCGCCAGCUCCUUCGCCUCACGAGUUGGCUGUUGCCGCAGUCGUAUCUUCCCCAUCAUUCUAUGGCACCACUUCUCCCCUUGAACUUUCCGGCUCACCCUCAGGUGCCUCCCCGUCAUGUUAUUAUCCUCAACAUCCGCCGACAGUCCAUCAGCCUAACGUCUAUCCACAAUCCACUGCGCUUUGGCAUUCGUCUGGUGGCGGCUUCCAACAUUUUGCUACUCAACAAUCGAUGUUACCUCCUCAAGGUCAGCCGCAGGUACCCCAAUCUCAUCACCAUCAUCUGCAGCAUCAACAUCAACAACCAUUACUCUACCAUUCGCAACAACAACUUCAUCAAUGUACUAUGGAUUCUUUCUAUAGUGGUGUACCAGCGUCGUCGGGUUCGUCAGCGUUUGCUACAUCGUGUACCGGUGGUGGGGUGUUCGAUGGUUUCAAUGGAACAUCUGCGGGUGUCGUACCUCAACAGUUACAACAACCAACUGCGGGACCUUACGCUCCAAUGAUGCCAAUCCCAGAACAAAUGCAUUUUUUGAAUGUUAUCUCGGAACAGCAAUCACUUACCAGGGAAGUGAUGCAAGAUUACCUGAAUAAUCGUCAAAAGUAUGAUUGCAUUGUGAGCAUAUUUCAUGCAAAAGUUGCGCAAAAAUCAUAUGGUAACGAGAAAAGAUUCUUCUGCCCUCCACCAUGCAUUUACUUGUUCGGCGAUGGUUGGAAACACAAAAAGCGAAUGGCUGAAGAUUUGUAUCGUCGUUAUCGAGAGUGUCAAAAACGGAACGGUAUUAUGGACGUUGACCCAGAUACUGAACUUGUGAACGAGGCACGUUCCACUGAAUUAUGCGCGUUCAUCGGUAUUGGUGCACCAUCUGAACAAGAAAAACAAACGCUCGAUUUUUCGAGCAAUAAGGAUUAUUGUGCAGCUAAAACUCUGUAUAUUUCGGAUGCGGACAAACGAAAAUAUUUUGAACUCUCAGUGCAAUUCUUUUACGGGUCUGGUCAUGAAAUUGGCCUGUUUUCAUCACAAAGGAUAAAAGUCAUUAGUAAGCCGAGUAAGAAGAAACAAAGUAUGAAGAAUACCGAUUGCAAGUAUCUUUGUAUAGCAUCUGGUACUAAGGUUGCUUUAUUCAAUAGACUUCGUUCUCAAACGGUUAGCACACGUUAUCUACACGUUGAGAAUGGCUGCUUUCAUGCCAGCUCUACUAAGUGGGGUGCAUUCACAAUUCAUCUCAUCGAAGACGAUCCCAGUGCGGGUGAAUCUGAGAAUUUCAACGUUAAAGACGGAUUCAUCUAUUACGGUGCUCUUGUGAAACUAGUCGAUAGUGUUUCUGGCAUCGCUUUACCACGUCUCAGGAUUCGAAAAGUUGACAAACAACACGUGCUAUUAGAUGCAUCUGCAAGUGAAGAGCCUGUCAGUCAACUUCACAACGAAAACGUCAACAUUCAAUCAUUAAAGGCUGUACCCAUUGAUGCAAUGCGACACCAGAUUAGUGACGGUGCCUCGUGGACGAUUAUCUCAACUGAUAAGGCCGAAUAUCGUUUCUACGAAGCAAUGGGUCCAGUGCGACAGCCGAUAACACCAGUGCCAAUCGUGAAUGGACUUGAGUUGUAUGGUGAAGGUGAUUUGGCACGUGUCGAUUUGACGGGUUGUAACUUUAGAGCGAAUCUGAAAAUUUGGUUUGGUAGCACUCCUGUUGAGACAAUAUUCAGAUCAGAAGAAAUGAUUGGUUGUUUGGUACCGCCACUUUCGACAGUGUGUCCAAACUGGAAUGGCGCAUACAGUGAUGAACCUGCGUCGGUGCCUUUAUCUUUAGUUCGCGACGACGGCGUUGUCUAUUCCACAAAUAUGACGUUCAGCUAUAAAACAGAAACUUCGGCACGUGCCCUUGCAAACAGGCGAUAUGCAGACUCAAUCCGAAGUUGA
Anisakis simplex (herring worm) is the source of this 2034-nucleotide messenger RNA. The record is from the annotation of a GenBank genome assembly. NCBI's taxonomy places the organism in Eukaryota, Metazoa, Nematoda, Chromadorea, Rhabditida, Anisakidae.